GAGUCCGUCUUGGAUCACCACGCCAUUCAGUUUGCCGUCUGCUUUCCUCUUGACUUGUUACUUUUAUUCAUUCCCAUUUCUUAUUAUUAUUUGGACGUGUUUGCGAAUCUUUUUGUUGUCGUCGUGGCUUGUUAGAUUACACACCCUUGCUUUUCUUUUCUUCCUCCACUUUUCAUUUCCGCAGCCUCCCAGGAGUUCGCCAUCUUUCAUUGCAGGUACCUUUACCCCCGAACGGCUCUUUACCGCCCUUCUCCACUCGCGUCGCCGCGUCUUGGUGAAGUCGAUUCCUCGAUCUUUUCUCUUCUCUCCACUUUAGCAAACACACACACACACCGACGACUAUCCCUUGUUUUGUUUCCAUCCUCUUCUCUUUUUGCUUCCUUUAGACGAGUGUCAGCGAGCCCCCCGCCCCCCUUUCCUUCUCAUCACGGGUGUUUCAUUGCAGUCUUCGUCGUACGACACGCCUCAACAGGGAGUUGAACAGCGUACGCCUUCUUCUCUUGCGUUAUAUAUAUAUAUAUAUAAGCAACAAGGAGUUUAAAAGAACGACACCAACCGAAUCACCACAAAGGAUGUCGUCCCGCGAGCAGAGUCCGGAGAUCGUCUUUCGCGACGAGAACUCCGCCUUCAGCGUCCUUUCGAACUCGCAGCGCAGCGCCAAGGCGUCCGUGUCGAAGUCAUGCGAGGGCAGCGGCGCCACCCGCCAUGUCGAUGCUGAAAACGACGGCGUGCACGCGACAGCAGAGGACUUGAGCACGCCGAACGGCAAACCCGCCCGCACCUCCGCGCUGAACUCCUCGAUGAAGAGCGACUCGCAGGUGCCGCUGCCGACCGUCUCCCAGCUGCGGAUGAGCGCGUCGCGCAACAAUGGAACUGCGUCGGAGGCUCGCGCGAGUACGACGGCGGCCAGCAGAACCAACAACAACGGCCACGAGCACACGACGUCGGCGGCACGCAACAGCACCGCGGCGGCCCCCCCUACACCCACGUCGGCGGGACGGCCCCCUGCCGUCCCCCCGCUUCCGCUGCAGCCGCCGCAGCAGCCGCCACCGCGGCAGCAUCAGCCCUCGGUGGCUCGCUCGGCUCUGAAGGCGCCCUCCGUCUCCCUCCCUCGUGCCACCAUGUCGCUCAACGGCGGUCGUCGCACCGGCGGCGGCUCGAAGGCCUUCAUGCCGAAGGUGGCCACGACGGCGCCGAACUACGCCGCCUACGCGUCCGACGUGGCGAAGUACUUGAAGGAGGUGGCGCGGCGACGCGAUGAGGCAGCCGCGCUGAGGUUGCUACCGUCCGCGCAGCUGUUGGAGCAGACAACGCUGCUGGAGCAGGCCGCCCACGAGCAAAUCGUGCAGCAGCAGCUUCUCGCCUUCAUGCAGAUCACGCACAAGAAGAAGGAGGCGGAGGCGAAGAUGAAGGAGCAGCAGACUACCAAGUCCUACAAGGCUAAAUUUGAGGAGCAGAAGCAGCAGCAGAAGGAGGAGAUGAUGAUGCAGAAGGCCAGCGUGACGGCGAACACGAAGGAGACGGAGGCGGAGCUGAAGGAGAAACUGAAGCUGGUCGUGUCGCUGCAGCCGCGGUUGAACGUUGUGUCAGCGGUGAUGGCGCAAAUCGAGGACCCGGCCAGCGACUGCGCCCUCCUCGGCGACCUCAUGCAGGAGGACAAGCAGCUGCAGAAGGCGCUGAAGGGCGAUGCGCGGUACAACAAGUCGAAGACGGCCGACGUGGACGGCGGGGCGGCCCCGUACUGGUGGAAGCAGUGCGUCUGCGCCUCCUUCAACGUCGCCGCCAUCCUCAAGCAGGAGCCCUGCCGCGCCUCCGUUGUGGAGGUGAGCAUCCCCACGAAGGUCGCCGCCGACAAGAAGGUGGUGGUCGUGAAGGACGCGGAGGGCGGCGUGGUGGCCUGGGCGCACACCCGCACCGGACCCGACACGAGCGCGCUCGUGGAGGCGUUUCUGGAGUCGAAGCCGGCCGUGGCGGAGUUGCCGGCGGCGGCCUACAAGGGUGUGAUUUGGCCCAAGGAUGAGUCCGUGGAGGUGCUGCGGGCGGCGAAAGGGCCGAAGAGCGCGACGGCGGCGAUCGCACCGGAGGUGAUCACGAUCCUCAGCUACAAAGAGGUGGGCUCUUUUGAGCUGCCGAAGAAGGACGUGGUGGCGAUGGGCGAAGCUGCCUCGUAA
Messenger RNA from Leptomonas pyrrhocoris, 2171 nucleotides. RefSeq lists its product as hypothetical. The coding region runs from base 573 to 2171 and encodes 532 amino acids. The transcript has a single exon. The record is from RefSeq and is a predicted model, not a curated record. NCBI's taxonomy places the organism in Eukaryota, Euglenozoa, Kinetoplastea, Trypanosomatida, Trypanosomatidae.